UGUUUGAUUUCAUCGUAAAUAGCUAAAACAGUAAAAUCCUUAUAAAUAGUUUUGUCAUCCACAGACAGUAUUAGUGUCUUCUUAAAUGUUACUUACUUAUUUAACGUUUGAUAAAUUUAACACAUAGACACCCAAAAAAACACUAAUACAGUUUGUGCCCAGUUUACCAUUUAAAAGCGAGAUUUAUGACUUUUAAGACACGUCACAUUUUUUUUACUUGCGUGUAAAAUUCUUUAUUGUGUUUACUUGGAGCCAAAUAUAAUAUGCUUUCUUCAAGAUAUGAAGAUUUCAUUGAAUGCUUCGCCCAUGAUGAAUAUAUUUAAGAAUUUAACACCUUGCCUUAAUUCAGAACCUCCACCCAAAUCUAUAUUAAACCUCCAAACAAAUAUUUAUCACCUUGAUUUAAAACUGGGUUUAGAAAAAGUGUGUUUAGUAAACUGUAGCGCAUUAAAACUAGACCCAGAUUAUAUUGAAGAAGUUUCGAGAGCAAGAAGCUUAAUACAAAAGGGUGACAUUAGGAAUGGACGUAUUGCUUUGUUCAACAUAACAAAAGCUAGAACUAUCCACAAGUUUGAUAAAUAUACCGACGAAUCUCCUUAUCUUGAUAAUGUUACAGUACUAAUUAACGUGAUCGUCCUACAAUUCAUAGAAGACGUCCAAAAUGGAUUAUGAUGUAAAUAGAUCGACAGAUUUUAUAAAAAGAUCGAAAAUAAAAUGUUGACAACAGAUAUUUUUUUCAGUUUAAAAAAAUAAAAACUAAAUCAAAAGAAAUACAAUGAACGAUAAUAUAGGUAGCAAGUAUAAAUGUCAACAUUAUUAUACCUACAACAAUUUAACCAUGUUUUACGGUCUCGUGCUAGCAAUUAAAUAAAUAACUAUGAGUAAUACAAUUAGUUAAAUAAU
Molecule: messenger RNA, 903 nt
Organism: Adelges cooleyi (spruce gall adelgid)
Lineage: Eukaryota; Metazoa; Arthropoda; Insecta; Hemiptera; Adelgidae
Exons: 3
Coding region: 280-672 (130 amino acids)
Source: RefSeq, a predicted model, not a curated record